Molecule: messenger RNA, 2307 nt
Organism: Ahaetulla prasina
Lineage: Eukaryota; Metazoa; Chordata; Lepidosauria; Squamata; Colubridae
Product: trafficking regulator of GLUT4 1-like
Exons: 2
Coding region: 363-857 (164 amino acids)
Cellular component (GO): membrane
Source: RefSeq, a predicted model, not a curated record
CCCACCCAGUCCAGAUCCAUCCCUUUUAUUCAUUGCCACAUUUUCCCACACCAGAUAAAGCCUAUCCCACAACAAUAAGGAACUGUUAUUUCUGAGGGCAGGGAAAUUCUACCAUAAAACAACCACCUGUUGGAAUCCAAUCUUCAGAAGAAAGAAGUUUCAGUCCAUAGGAGAAGGACGCUAGAGAAGCAAGAAGAGUCUGGACUGAAAAGUGCAACCAAGACAACAGAGACAGAUCAGCAGGAAUUGGGGGGGGAGCAUCUGGAAAAGAAGAAGAGGAAGAAGAAUCUGCUGAGAAGCGAGCAGAGACAUUGUAGAACUUCAAGGAAGGGGAAGGAGAGGAGAGACGAUAAGGCUGCAAGAUGAGCAAUCCAGAGAAUGAGAAGACAUCUCAAAUGAAUGAACCUCCUUAUUCUGAACAGCAGCCUGAUCCGAUAAAAUCAGCUCUGAAUCCACCGCCUCCAAUGUAUGGGGCAUCUCCCUCUAUGCCAUACCAGUACCAAGCUUAUGCUGGACCUCCCGGUGCCGUACCUAUGCAGCCUCAACAAACCAUCUUCAUCACAAAUGUCCAGUCGGUCAAUGAACCAGAUUAUUUGGGCUACUCCAUCUUCACCCUCCUUUGCUGUUGCCUCCCCUUGGGCAUAGCUGCUUUGAUUUUCUCUAUAAAGACUCAAGGGGCCAAUCAACAGGGAGACAUCGCCUCUGCUAAGAGAUAUUCCAGACUGGCGCUCACCUUGGAUCACACGGCACUUGGACUGGGGAUUGCAUGGAUCGUUCUGACGAUUAUUCUGGUCAUUGUUUUCAGCACCGUAGCGGUCACAGUUCAUCAGAGCAACUGGGGAAAUUACAAUCCCUGAAGACACCGUAUUAUCUGAAAUGAUCUCUGUUCUUUUCUUUUUUUAAAAAAAAUUUUUUCUCUUCUCUUCUAAAAUAUUUUUACAUUCGUAUCCAAUAAUAUUCAAUGUACAGUCAUAUACAAUCAAUCGGGUCUGCCCGGCCACCACCCCUUCUUUUAAAUCUCUUCCCUUCUCUACCUUCUUCUACUUUCCACAACCUUCCUCACCUUCUCUUAUCUACAUCCUCUCCUCCCUCCCCCCUACUCUUUUCUUCUCCCUCUUCUAUCUCUCUUUCUUCCUUUCUCUUUCCCCUUCCUCCUCCUUAUCCUCCCUUCCUCCUCUUCUCUUUCCUACCUCCUUCUCUCUUCUCCUUUCUCCCUUUCCACCAUUCUGAGAUGGUAGCCGGGCAGACCCGACCUUACAUUAAUUAUACAUCUUCAAUCUUCCCUGUACAUUAACCAUCAAUCCAUUAAUCCAUUUUCUAUCCUCACCCCCCACUUUAUUACCCUCCCCCUUGCCCCCCUCCCCCACCCGAGACUUCCCAGAACAAAAUGCAGGAUAUCAAAACUAACAAUCAUAAUCCAGAAUAAAUCUUAAAUUAAAUGAUCUCUGUUCUUAAUACACAGAAGGAAAGUCAGAAAUCCAACUAUCCAAAAUGAAAACCAUAGUCUUUGAAUUAAUGUAAAUGUAAAUCAGGUAAAACUCUUGAGUGCAGAAUCUUACCGUAGGCCGGUCCUUUAGACUUCUCACUAGUUCACACAUGCUUUGCUCGCCACACCUAACAACUACCCCAUAAUACACUAAAGACAACAUUGGGCAGUCUGAAAUCCUAUUAAUCAAGAAUUCUGAUUCUUAUCGAUCCCCAGAUUGAAACAAUAGCUUGGGGAAAGCUAAAUGUACCAGUUUGGAGGCCACAUGUGAUGCAUUGGCUCAUUUGGGGAUAAACACUGUUGAUAUUAAAAUACACAUAAUCAGUUCUAAAUCUCAUUCAUAUGAAAUGGACUAGACGUGAGAACUGAAACCUACCACAAGGAUAUUCUUCAUAUUUUCUCCGGGACAAUCUUACAGAAGACAUUAUCUUUACACAUAAAACCCAGUGUUGUCAUAAAUCAAAAGUGAACAAUCAGGUACUUUAGGGCUUCGUGUAGCUUUCCAUAUCCUGACACACCUUUAACUCCAACUUGUAAAAUUUAAUGUGAUCAUAGGAAUAUCUCUGUCUCACCUUUCUGUAUCAUUGAUUUUAUUGUCACCCUGUUCUUCUUGUUGGAAAUUAUUACAUAUCAUCCAAUUAGCAUCUGCCCUUCUGUAAUUUGAUAACAUUAUUAUUCUGUGUACGGCACUGAUAUAAUACAAAGUGGGACUUUAUAAAAUGUAUGAAGUAUGAUUCUGUGAAGAAUUUUUGUUUGUUUGUUUAAGCUUAUGUAAAUUUAUUAUAUAAACUUACGUGAAAUAAAUGCUACUUUGUGUUGUG